Molecule: messenger RNA, 1339 nt
Organism: Linum trigynum
Lineage: Eukaryota; Viridiplantae; Streptophyta; Magnoliopsida; Malpighiales; Linaceae
Source: the annotation of a GenBank genome assembly
GUCUAAUUAAACAGUAAAACUUGAAGGCUGCCGUUGCACUCGGCAAAACGGUGCGUUACUUCUCAUUUCGUCCAUGGCCACGUCAUCUUCAUUCUGCUUUGUUUUCUCUGCUUUCGUCAUUCUUUCUUCCAGAUCAACAGCAGCAGCAUUUGUUCCAUGGACAGCAACUAAUCUUGGAGCUUCUUCUUCUUCCUCAUCCACGCUCCUUUUCAGAUCGUUCUUCGCUGGCAUCAGGCUGACAUCCUCGUUCUCUCUUUCAAACUCAAUUACGGAAAGUGAAGUUGAUGAGUUCAUUUCAAGAUACGAGCAAGUUGUGGAGCAGCAGAGGAAAGAGGACUUCAGGUGCUGCAAUCUGCAAGCUGUUCUUACGACGAAAGAACCGGUGGAAGACCAGUGCAGACAGCUGUACACUCUGGCAGUGUUCAAGAUAUUUCAGGAGGAGAUGUUGCAGUGCUACAAUUACUUUGCUAUUAAGACAUUUGAGGAAAGGACAGUGAGCAGAUUCUCACUGCAGAGAUGUGGGGACAAGAAUGAGAAAUACACAGUUCGACUCGAUAGGUUGAACCUCGACAUCUACUGCAGCUGCAAGAUGUUUGAGUUCGAGGGGGUGCUUUGUCGCCAUGCCUUGAGGGUUUUCAACCUGAUGGGGAUAAGGGAACUUCCCUCUCGGUAUAUAUUGCAUCGGUGGACAAAGAAUGCAGGGUAUGACACUCCUCGUGAUGUGAAUUCCUUGUCAAGUAAGGGAGAGCUCAAGGAGUUGAUGACUUGUUGUCCCAAAGAAGCAGCGAGUAGUUACAUGGAAGCUGGCACGGGGUGUCUUGAUAAGUACAGAGUUGUUUAUUAGGUUAUGCACGAAGUAGGCGGGGAAGAGACUUUGUUGGCAAGGGUAAGGAUUACUCUGGCUGGACAGCAAAUCCCUUUUUAGUACUUUGUAGUUUUGUUUUUCUGGUCUACAGUUUGUUUGCAGUGUAUGAAACAUAGGCAAGUUAGUAGUUUAUGUGCAUAUGAAUCAGGUUUCAACAGUAUCUCACUUGCAUUUGUUCCUUUUACCGAGCACUGUCAUUUUUUCUUUCUUUUCUCCCUCCCAAUUGCAGGACGGGAGGAUAGAGUUGAUACCGAUGAGCUAUAGAGCAUGUUAGUCGUCUGAGUAGGAUUGAAGAGAUUGGUGGAUGUAGAAACAAUUCAGUUCACAUCCAUACACUUACGCAUGAAGUCAUGAACCAAAUGUAAAGAACAAUGUCAAACAAUCAGUCAUGCCGAAUGAUCAUGAUGAUAAUCUGCAAUGCCGAAUGUUUAUUCCUCUUGAAUUUCAAACAGGGUUCCCGAAUAGGUGAAUACU